CCUAGAUUUAUAAGCCGAAUAGUUAGCGAAGUAUAAGCUUAGAUUUGCACUCUCCGUAGCAGCGUGAAUGUGACGUGAUUUCUUCGUUUGUUGGGCAAACAAAAAUUAUCAGCAGGCACAAAUUUAACGAAAACUCAAAAGUCGACAUUUUUGCUAACAAACCAAAAACUAAAGAAAAAUAAUCAAAAGCAAAUACACUUACGCACGUAAAGAUCGCACCAAAAAUAAGCAACAACCACUAGUAAAUACGAGCAAAGUAAAACAAUAAAUUAAAGAAUAUAAAUAAAAACGCCUAAAUACUAUCUUAACUGCAAGCACUUGAAACUUAAGCGCAAAGAACUUAAAUCCUAGCUAGGCAACUACAAAAUAAGCAACACAGAGCAAAUAAGCAAACUGCUAACAAGCAAUUUUGCGAUCAUUUCAAAUACAUUCAUACACACACACUCAGUUCCGUCUCAAUUAACAACUUAUCAACAAAAGCAGCAAUACUCAUCGCACCGAAGAAGAAGAAGAAGAAGUUGAAAAGUAAACAAGCAUCUCAUCUCAAGAACGUCAUUAUAAACAUCCACACCAGAACCAAAUCCACAACAGCAGCAGCAACCGCAACAGCCGCGCCAUUAUGAAUUCAAGCACAAAGCAUCUGCUGCAUUGCACACUCCUUCUCAUUGUGAUAAUAACAUUUGAAGUAUUCUCCGGCGGUAUUAAAAUUGACGAGAACUCAUUUACGCUCGUCGAUCCAUGGAUUGAGUACGGCCAAGUGGCCUCCGUACUUUUGUACUUACUACGUUUCCUCACUUUCCUAACGCUACCGCAGGUGUUAUUCAAUUUUUGCGGUCUCGUCUUCUACAAUGCCUUCCCCGAGAAGGUGGUGCUAAAGGGUAGCCCCAUUUUGGCGCCCUUCAUAUGCAUACGUGUGGUCACGCGCGGUGAUUUUGCCGAUUUGGUUAAGACGAAUGUGUUGCGCAACAUGAACACAUGUCUGGAUACGGGCCUGGAGAAUUUCCUCAUCGAAGUGGUCACCGAUAAGCCAGUUAAUUUAGCACAACAUCGACGUAUACGUGAGAUUGUUGUGCCGAAGGAGUAUAAAACACGUACUGGCGCACUAUUCAAGUCACGUGCAUUACAAUAUUGUCUGGAGGAUGAUGUGAAUGUGUUGAACGACAACGAUUGGAUUGUGCAUUUGGAUGAGGAAACUUUGUUGACCGAGAAUUCAGUUCGUGGUAUUAUCAAUUUCGUAUUGGACGGCAAGCAUCCGUUCGGACAGGGUCUCAUCACCUAUGCCAAUGAAAAUGUGGUCAACUGGCUGACCACAUUGGCGGAUAGUUUCCGCGUAUCAGACGAUAUGGGCAAGCUGCGAUUACAGUUUAAACUGUUUCACAGCCAUUGUUCAGCUGGAAGGGCAGCUAUGUUGUUACGCAGGUAAGAAAAUUAGAGAGUA
Messenger RNA from Rhagoletis zephyria (snowberry fruit fly), 1438 nucleotides. Its product is annotated as beta-1,4-mannosyltransferase egh-like. The record is from RefSeq and is a predicted model, not a curated record. Gene Ontology annotation, cellular component: cytoplasm. Gene Ontology annotation, molecular function: beta-1,4-mannosyltransferase activity. Lineage: Eukaryota; Metazoa; Arthropoda; Insecta; Diptera; Tephritidae.